This is a messenger RNA of Macrosteles quadrilineatus (aster leafhopper), 2692 nucleotides long. RefSeq lists its product as uncharacterized. The record is from RefSeq and is a predicted model, not a curated record. Bases 1 to 2568 code for a protein of 855 amino acids. Gene Ontology annotation, molecular function: zinc ion binding; N-acetylmuramoyl-L-alanine amidase activity. Gene Ontology annotation, biological process: peptidoglycan catabolic process. The transcript is spliced from 4 exons. NCBI's taxonomy places the organism in Eukaryota, Metazoa, Arthropoda, Insecta, Hemiptera, Cicadellidae.
AUGGAUGACACUGAAAAAAGUCCAAACCAAAAAUUGAUAGAUGACAUUGAAUACACCAAAAACCUUUUAAAGGAGCAAAGAAAACUUGAAAGAGAGUCAGAAAGUUCCAAGUCUUGGCUACCAGACAAGUUUGACAACUCUAAACAUAACCAGGGUGGAAGGUAUUGGAAUAAAAGGUAUAAAACUCCAUGGGAGGCUGGAGAAAGAAACUAUGGAAAUGAACGCUCAAGGAGAAAAAGCCCAAAUUAUAAUAAUUUCAGAAAGAAUGAUUUCAGACAUCCGAAUGAUUUUUAUGAUGAGAACCGAGAAAAUAAAAGACCUUACAAAGACUACGAAAACAAAACUUCUUAUGGAGAUGACGAUAACAGACAGUUUCGUAAAUCAUGGAAAACUAAUUCAUAUCAAUCUAACAACUGGAAGUGGAAUGACGGUAACAGGAAUACGAGGUAUAACGAGAAUACACAUUUUAAUAGAAAUUAUACGAAAUCAGAUAGUUACGAUAAAUUUCCUAGAAGGUCUAGGGAAAACAGAGGAAGAUCAUAUGAUAAGUCAUCAUUUUCUAAGCAUAGGGUAAAACAAUGGGACCAUGAUAGUGAAUCUGAUUUUGAAGGGGCAGAAUCUCAACAUGAUGGUUUGGAAGAGUACGAAGACAAAGAACAUGCUAGAGACAAAAAUAAUGUUAGGUCAAACAAUGACAUUGAAGAAAACAAAAAAGAACCCGGUGAAACCCGUGAACAAGGAAAUGAAAAAACUCAACAAGAUGACAAGCUUGAUAAGUUUCAAAGUUACGGAGAACCAGGUGAUGAAAAUAAUGUAAAAAAUGGGACGGUUGGGGACAGUACCCCCUCUGAUAACACAGGAAGUAAAAAGCAAGUAAAAUGGAAAUUAGAUAAUGAACACGAAGAAGAACAAUUUAGUGAAAAUGGUGAAAUUCCAAAUGAGAAAACACAAGUGGAAAGAACACAUACAAAGUUUGAAAAUCGAAAACAAAAAUUUAAAUCCCAGGCCGCUAAUGACAUUUCGAAAUGGGAUAGAAGUGGUGAUGAUGAAUUAGAUGAAAAUGAAUUCAGAGGUAAAAGACAGUUCAAACAAAGAUGGAAUGAUUCUAAAGAAAACCGUCCAAGCUGGAAAUGGAGAGAAAGAGAUCAGAUUUCCCCCGGCAACCGCUAUUCAAACUAUAAUGACAGAAGAGAUUGGAAAUCGAAUAAAUACAGAGAUGAGUCAGAUUUUGGUACAAAUAAGGAUCGAAGAGUUAAAAACUACGAUCAAAAAUCUCAGUACAGAUCUGGAUACUCAAAACUUGACGAAAAUAUAUACAAAAACAGAGAUGACAUAAAUCCUCGUAAAACUAGGCCAAGGCCAAUGUCAAUGGUUAAAAGACAGGAAUGGAAAGCUCCUAGCACAAAAUGGGGGAGUGGCGCACCAUUAAAGCUUCCUGUGAAGUAUAUCUUCUGUCUGCCAACCUAUAGAAAUCGGUGUUUCAAUCUGAAACAAUGCACCAGAGAGCUGCUCUAUCUGCAUGAAAGACACACAUGUACUAAAACCUGUCCAGAUAUUAAAUACAGUUUCUUCAUUGGAAACAACGGAACGGUGUAUGAGUGCAGAGGGUGGGGAACUAGGCCAGGACUGCCAAAGCAGUACGAAAAAAUAAACAAAUCCAGUUUGUUCAUCGCUUUUGCAGGGAAAUACAAUGAGUACAACAUCCCAGACAAGAUGAUAAAUGCAAGAGAUUACGUGGUUGAGUACGGCCUCAGGCAUGCACUGAUAGACAAGAACUAUGUCAUACGAAGUGCUGUAGAUCGCGCAAACAUGUCCAGCUCGGAACUCGACGAAGGUCAGCGAAGUGAUGACUAUAGUGAGGAAGGACACGGCCAAUGGGAUGAGCGAAGAGAUAGAAUGAGUCAUGACAGAAGAGACAGACGAAGUGACGAGCUAAGAGAUGAACGAAGAGAUGAGCGAAGAGAUGGGCGAAGAGAUGAACGAAGAGAUGAGCGAAGAUAUGAGCGAAGAGAUGAACGAAGAGAUGAACGAAGAGAUAGACGAAGAGAUGAACGAAGAGAUGAACGAAGAGAUGAGAAAAGGGACGAGCGCAGUGAUGUAAAGGAUAAGCGAAAAGAUAGCCAUAAAGAAGAGCAAAUAUAUAGUCAAAAGGAAAAGCACGAUGAAGGGAAGAAUGAAAAAGGAAAUGACCUCAUAGAUACUCAAGAUGAACAAUCUGAGGGUGACAGUCACGGAAAUGAGGAUCAAAAUGAUCACGAUGAUCAAAAACACGAUAUUGAUAAACGAGAUGAUAGUGAACGAGAUAAUGGGGACAAAUAUGAUUGGGAAAAAGAUGAUGACUGGGAAAAAGAUGAUGAUGGUCAUCAUGAUGAUGAUGAUGAUAAUUAUCAAGAUAAUAAAGAAGGGGAAAUCAGUGAAAACUCCGCAGGGUCAAGCUGGGCCGAUGGUUUUAACAGUAUUUCAACAAUCUCCGGUAGCUCUGUGAAAUCAUUUGAAUCCUACAGUUCCUCAUGGGAUGUAAGUUCAGGUGAACUCACUGAUGGAGUCAAGAUGGAGGAGAUCAAGUAGAACACUUUCCAAGACUACAAGUAAAAUAAAUCACUAUUGUAUGCGUUAGAUAUUUUUAUUCAACUAAGACUAUCAUAGCCUUAAGCUACUGUUUUUUCUAUGGUGAAAUCUUGUGAAAAAUAAA